This is a messenger RNA of Colletotrichum karsti, 771 nucleotides long. RefSeq lists its product as uncharacterized. Gene Ontology annotation, molecular function: oxidoreductase activity. The coding region runs from base 1 to 771 and encodes 256 amino acids. The record is from RefSeq and is a predicted model, not a curated record. NCBI's taxonomy places the organism in Eukaryota, Fungi, Ascomycota, Sordariomycetes, Glomerellales, Glomerellaceae. The transcript has 2 exons.
AUGAGCUCCUUCAAAGGCAAAGUAAUCGCCAUCACAGGCGCGGCAUCGGGCAUCGGCCUCGCGACAGCAAAAGCCCUAGCCGCCCUCGGCGCCCGGCUAUCGAUAACCGACGUCAACGAGGCCGUCCUCGCCUCCACGGCGACCGAGCUCGCCUCCCUCUGCGGCGGCGCCGAAAACGUCUACUCCCAGGUCGCCGACGUGCGGGACCGCAAGGCCGUCGAGGCGUGGAUCGCGGCCACCGUCGAGAAGCUCGGCCCGCUCGACGGCGCCGCCAACUGCGCCGGCGUGCUGGGCGCGCAGGGCAACCGGGCGACGAUCCCGCAGCUCGAGGACGACGAGUGGGACUUCGUCAUGGGCGUCAACGCCAAGGGCAUCCUCAACGCCAUGAGGGCCCAGAUCCCGGUGCUGAGGGACGAGGGCAAGGGCGCGUCCAUCGUCAACGUCGCGUCCGUCUCCGGGCUGUACGGGUUGGAGUUCCACGGGGCUUACACGGCGAGUAAGCAUGCCGUCGUGGGGUUGAGCAAGAGCGCGGCGAGGGAGUUUGGGAGGAAGGGCGUGAGGGUCAAUGCCGUGUGCCCAGGCCCGAUUGAUACCCCUAUCCUCCACAAGUCUCUGGAGACGGCAGCGACUGGAGCCGAUCUCCCGCCCCCUUUGCUGGGACGCAUCGGGCAGCCGGAGGAGGUUUCGGCGAUGAUUACUUUCUUGCUCAGCGACGCUGCGUCGUACGUCACCGGGCAGGCAAUGCUUGUUGAUGGGGGUAUGCUGCCGUGA